AUGGCCUCACAUCACAACUCUCACGCCUCGCAUUCAGCGAACAACAACGACUCUCCAACAACCUUCCACCACUUCCCUCACGGCCACCAAGACCUCCUCCUCGCCGCCGCGUACAACUUCUAUGGAACGCGUCUAGCCACGGCCUCGGCGGAUCACAAAAUCAAAAUCUGGGACCGAACACCCUCAAAUCCCCAAGUACCAACAACAACAUCCACAGACCCCUCAAUACCCACCAUCUCAUCAUCUCCAGCAACCUGGACUCUCACCACAACCUUCCCCGCUCACGACGCCGAAGUCACGGGCCUCUGCUGGAACGGGCCCUACACCGGCGAACAUCUCGCGUCCAUCGGCGAAGACGGGCAGGUGAAAAUCUGGGCGGAGGACCCCACGGAACCGAUUUCCAGCACGCGACGGUUUCGACGCGUGUGGCAGCAGCGGAGUUCGACGGGCGUGCCCUUCGUCGGACUAGGGUUCAAGUAUUCCGGCGUAGACACAGUCCUAGCGCUGACGACUCGCGAUGGCUAUCUCACCGUCUGGGAACCGAACGAUGAUGCUGGAGGAGGCGCCGGGGCAAAUGCUGGAGGAGGGGAGGACGACGGCGAUGAUCUUUCCUCGUGGAAAUUGUGGUACGAGGACCAUCUCUGCGCUACACCCCCGCGGACGGAGGAGACGGCUUUCCGCCUGUGCUGGCAUGCGGAGAAAUUACCUCCCUGGCCCGCGAUUCUGGCGGGCUUGGAUCGGAGGAGCAUUGGAUUCGCGGUGGCGGUGGGGAAUAGCGUGAGGAUCUACCGGACGGACAAGGAGAGGAAAUUCUAUGUUGCGGCGACGCUGGAGGGGGCGGGUGGUUUGGUGAGGGAUGUGGCGUGGGCGAACGGGAGCAUGAGGGGAUUUGAUCUGAUUGCGACCGCGAGCAGGGAUGGGUUUGUGAGGAUUUAUGAACUGCACACUCCCGCGACGGCCAAUGCUUCUAUGACAACGACAACAGCGGCGGCGAAUACCGACUCAGCAAGCCACCACCACCACCAACAAACGUCACAACCCACCCUCCCCUCCCCCCAGACCCCGACCUUCAACACCGGCGGCACCACCGCCGUCAAACCGCACCACCCCCCAACAACAACACGCUCCUCCGUCCUGCGCUCCCAACUCCUCGGCGGCCGCGACGGGAAACGCGACCCCUCCUCCCGCGGCCCAGGCGCGAUUCUUCAAGAAGUAAAACUCAUCGCGGAAUUAGACGCGCAUGAAGGCGCGCCCUGGAGGGUGGCGUGGUCGCCGCUGGGCGAGAUCCUGGUGUCGACGGGGGACGACGGGGUCGUGCGGUUGUGGAGGAGGAGCGUGGAGGGGAGGUGGCUGGAGAGCGUGGAGGUGGAUCUCACGGGGUGA
This is a messenger RNA of Dissoconium aciculare CBS 342.82, 1383 nucleotides long. RefSeq names its product WD40 repeat-like protein. Gene Ontology annotation, biological process: cellular response to amino acid starvation; positive regulation of TORC1 signaling. Gene Ontology annotation, cellular component: nuclear pore outer ring; Seh1-associated complex. The transcript has a single exon. Gene Ontology annotation, molecular function: structural molecule activity; protein binding. NCBI's taxonomy places the organism in Eukaryota, Fungi, Ascomycota, Dothideomycetes, Mycosphaerellales, Dissoconiaceae. The record is from RefSeq and is a predicted model, not a curated record. The coding region runs from base 1 to 1383 and encodes 460 amino acids.